AUGUCCGGUCCCGGUGUUGGUUUCCAGUAUCCUCCGCAAGAGGUCAGCUGGACGAAACGCGAUGCGCUGCUCUUUGCCAACUCAAUUGGCGCGACCGCCGACGAGCUUCACUUUCUCUAUGAGCUUGCACCCAACUUUUCCGUCUUUCCCACCUACCCAAUUAUUCUCAGCUUCAAGGGCACCAACCAGGAAGUAAUCGACUUCUACGCAGCCCAAAAGGCGACUCCCAUCCGCGGCGUGCCCGAGCUCGACCCCACCCGGGUCGUCGACGGCCAGCGACUGAUCCAGUCCUUCAAGCCCCUCCCCACGUCCUCUGCCGGGCGCAAGUUCGAGGUGCGCAGCACGGUGCAAGGCGUGUACGACAAAGGCCGCCCGGGCACCGUGGUGGAGACCCAGACCGACCUGGUCGAGGUGUCCACGGGUGAGGUCUUCAGCCGGGUCAGCUCGUCGUCCUUCUUCGUUGGCCAGGGCAACUGGGGCGGUCCCAAAGGCCCCGCGACCACGGCGCUGUUGUACCGGCUUAAUGGAGACUAUAACCCGCUGCAUGCGGACCCGGUGCCGGGGCAGAAGAUGGGGUUUGGCGGGGUGAUUAUUCAUGGGCUGUACUCGUGGAACUGGGCGGCGCAUGGGCUGUUGCAGCAUUUGGGGGGCAGUGACCCGGCCAAUAUGCGCGAGUACCAGGCGCGGUUUGCGAGCCCGGUGCGGCCGGGGGAUAAGCUGGUUGGGUCGGCGUGGCGGACGGGAGAGAAGCAGGGGGAGUGGGAAGAGGUGCGGUUUGAGGUUCGCGUGGAGGGCGGUAAGGUGUGCUUGAGCAAUGGGCGCGCGCUGAUCAAGUGCGUUGCACCGGCUAAGGGGAAGUUAAUGACCGCUCCCGCGCAGAUAGGGGAGCGCCGCUCGUACGACGGCGCGCUCUGCACUGUGAGAUACGUGGGCGAGGUCGCGGGCACAACGGGCAUCUCCAAAUCCCCCACAGCAGCAUCUUUUGUCCGCCCCACCCGAUCACCAGAUGCCCCCCAGAGCUUCCUCUCGGCGCUAAACCUCAAGUAUGCCGGUGAUCCGGAGCAUGAUAAGAAGAAUCCGCCCCGGCAGAUCAAGUUCUCGGGGAAAAUUGCUGAGGAGGUCGGGUUCGAGAAGAUCCGCCUGCAGCAGGCUCGUUUGGAUGAGCUGCAGUUUGUGAUACUUGAUGGCGCGCAGCUGGCUGUGGCGACGGACGGUUCUGGGGAAGAGGGAGAAGGUCUGUCGAUUGGGAGGGUUUGUCCUAAGGUGUUGGAGUUGGACUUGAGUCGGAACUUGUUUGAGGGCUUUGGGCCUGUGGUGAGGAUUUGCUCGGAGCUGAGGCUGCUGCGGAGUUUGAGGGUUAAUGGGAAUCGAUUCAAGAAUGUGCUCAACGACGAGGUGCUGGCUUCAGCCGGCGAUGCGUUUGCGGGUGUGAAGGAGCUUGCCCUCGAGGAUACCCUCCUAUCCUGGGAGGAGAUAUGUCACAUCGCAUCCAAGUUCCCGUCACUCACCACGCUCCAUGCCGGGUCCAACCAACUGGAGACCCUGGUGCCAAUACCAGCUGAUGCUCCGUUUACUGCUACGCUCACAUCUCUGCAUCUCGAAUUCAACGACUUCACUUCCCUCUCCGAUCUCGCCCCGCUUGCCUCGAUCUCGACCCUUCGCAACUUGCUCCUGAAGGGCAACCGUGUUGUUACGAUCAAUGCUGCACCGUCCACCGAGCCGCCAGUUUUUGGUGAUAGCCUGCACUAUGUCGAUCUCUCUUACAACUCCAUCGCCACUUGGCCCUUCGUCGAUACCCUCCCAGCCACCUUCCCCGCGUUGACCUCUCUGCGCCUAACCCACAACCCGUUGUACGCCAACCCGGAUCUCGACGAGUUCACCCCGGCCAUUACCACAACCACAACCACGGAAGAUACCAACGGAGCGCAAGACGGACAAGAACAAGACUCCUUCCCCCGAACCCAGCGCAUCACAUCCGCCAGCAACACCACCACGGCUAAAAAAUCCGAAGAAGCCUACAUGCUAACCCUCGCCCGUCUCCCAUCCCUCCGCGUCCUCAACUUUAGCACCGUGACCGCCGCCGACCGCGCCGACGCCGAAAUGUUCUACCUCUCGCGGAUCGCUCGGCAGCUGGCUGCUGUUCCUGCCGACCCGGCCGCCGAGGCGGACGUGCUGCGCCAGCACCGGCGCUGGGGGGAAUUGUGUGAGAUUUAUGGGGAGCCGGUGGUUGUGAGGAAGAGUGGGGAGGUGGAUGCGGGGUUUUUGGAGGCGAGGUUGAUUCGGGCGGAGUUUACUAGUUAUGAUUUGGAUGAUGGUUUGGGUGAUGAGAGCGGGGAUGGGGAAAGGGAGAAGAAAACGGUGGUGAUUCAAGUACCAAUGUCGUUUGAUAUCUAUGCGGUCAAGGGGAUUGUGGGGCGGGCAUUUGGGCUGAAGCCGUUGGGGUUGAGGCUGGUGUGGGAGACGGGAGAGUGGGAUCCUGUGGGUGGGUUUGAUGAAGGGGAUGGGGAAAGUGAGGAGGAGGAAGAGGAAGAGGAAGAGGAAGAGGAAGAGGAAGCACCGGUGGUAGGGUGGAAACAAGGAGAGGGGGGGGUCGAAGCGGCAAACGGGGGAGCAGGGAGCGCUGGGAGAAAAGCCGGGAGAUGGGUCAAGCGUGAGGUUGAGUUGAGGGACGGGCCGCGGCAGUUUGGAUAUUGUGUUGAUGGUUUGGAGGCGAAGAUCAGGGUGGAGAGAAGGUAA
Molecule: messenger RNA, 2736 nt
Organism: Dichotomopilus funicola
Lineage: Eukaryota; Fungi; Ascomycota; Sordariomycetes; Sordariales; Chaetomiaceae
Product: HotDog domain-containing protein
Exons: 7
Coding region: 1-2736 (911 amino acids)
Biological process (GO): fatty acid beta-oxidation
Cellular component (GO): peroxisome
Molecular function (GO): enoyl-CoA hydratase activity; protein binding; 17-beta-hydroxysteroid dehydrogenase (NAD+) activity
Source: RefSeq, a predicted model, not a curated record